CCGCUGUCACUGUAAAGUGUAAACAAACAGCAAAGGUGACUGACCGUCGUCUGAACGAAUUUCAAAGACGUUGACAUUACGAUUAGAAUAACCAAUUAGAAAUGUAGGAAUUAGAAGAGUUGUCUCUCCUAGAGUAGCCAUGAGUAAGAUCAGAUCAGAUGAUUCAGGCAACUAAUCCAGACUGUAUAAAGAGGAGAGAGAAACUUUUAAAUUAGGAAAUAUGGAUGUUGAUGCUGACAGCACAAGUGAUAAUGAACCAUCUAAGAGUGCCUACCCAAGUGAUUCUGUAUUGGCAUCACAGAGCGAUGUGCUCAACGAUAGUCAUCAAGAUAUGAGCACGAGCAAAUCCCACCGCAGUGGUGGAAAACAUGGAUCGAAGACUCAUAUGCUUGGAAGUCCCUAUUAUGAAGGUGAUGGUAAAAAUUAUGAAUAUAGUGAUUCCGAAGCCCAUGUACGAAAGAGUGCUGGUAGAACCUUUGCAAAUGAGGAAAGUAAUGAUAGCAUUAAUGAAACUAGUUUAGAUGAAACAAGUUUCACAUCUGUGGGUUCUGACAGUAAAAACCAAAGUUCUUCAGAGCUCUCAGUAGACCCAGUUGUAUGGAAGAAGUUCAAGUUCCUCUCAUCCAUAUUGAAGGAGACCCAGCACAACCUAAGGGCAAUGGAUGACCUUAUACUUGAGCAUCGCCGAAUUCAGGACAUAACAAACCUUCAGAUGGCUCAGAACAGAGCAACAGGAUCCUGCAGCCAUUUAUCUUUAUCAGAUAACCAGAAGCUGGGAGAAGGGGAACCAAAGACUGAUGAAGCUAAGCUUGAAGAAAUUCUUGGUCUCCUGCACAACUUAACUUCCACUCUGUCUUCCUAUGAACAACACCCACUCUUGGCUUCAGCCACACAAGCUUCUGAAGUAGCAACAUCGUAUGCUUCAGCUUCACAACAGUUUCACCAACUCUUAUCCGUUCCAUCAAAUAAUGAACCCACAGGGCAAAAGCAGUCUCCCCAACAACAGUCUUCCCAUGAGAAGUACAAUAUUCAAUUGUCAGACAGCCAGCAGCAGCUUUCUCAGCACAGCUUGUCCUCCCUCACUAAGUCACAACAGAGCUUUUGCCAGCCUGUUGAAUCUCUCCCUGUUACUGAGCAUCUUUCACUUGAUAGAUUUUCUAGCCGUCCAGAAAUUUUGCCAAUUGAAAGAGGUCUCAGGUACUUUGAAGUGAAUAGCAUUGUGUCAGAUGCUUUGCUAAGUCCCCAGAUGAGUCAAGAUUCCUUGAAAUCUAAUCUGAAUACUCUUAGAGCAGAAGAAGGGACAAGGAAUAUAUUUUUUCAUUCUACACCACAGUGUUCUGCAUCAUCAGAACGACCACAUCAGCAUCAUCAGGAGCCCUUCACUCAUCCCUUGACAAAAGAAACUCGGUCAUUAAGGAAAGAUAUUGAUGAUAUUGUUAUUAGGAAACAAGCCUUAGAUUCUAGGUUACAGUCACUUAUAGCUCACCGAGCAUCACAGAAGGAAGCGGAGUGUGAACAGUCAGCAGCCAAGAGCAUAAAAUCUAAUCAUGUUCCAAAGAGCCAGAGUAUAGAUGAGGUUAGUGAAAAGAGGAAAAAAUAUCACAUGAAAAAAUACAAAGGUCAUAGCAAGAGUCAGGAUGACCCAUCUCUCCAGUCAAGUGGUGCAGGAACAUCCUUCCGUGACACAUACUUAAGCAUGAUAAGUGAAGACAAAGAUGAAUUUCCAAGCCUUGUCAUGGGUAGUUUUGAGCAUGAGGAGAAAAUUACAGAGCUUCGCAAAGAUGAGGCAGACUUACCAGGACUUGGUGAUAGUGGGUUGAGUAGUGAGAUUAAUUCCAUUAAUGCCACCAUUCAAGAACUCAUACGGGAAAAUCAGCGUUUGCACACCUUUCUCCAGGGAAUAACAUGUGAAUCCAUUGCAAAAGUGGACCAACAAAAAUUAGAGCUAGAAGCUCAGAUUCAGUCUCUAAAUGAAGAAAAUCAUUCCCUAAAGAUGGCAAUGAGUGGUGGAAGUACUGAUAAAGAAGAAUCAAAAGCAGCAGAAAAUGAAGAUGCUCUCACCUCCAAACAAGAAAAUAAGUCAGUGACAUUUCUUUUAGAGGAUAAGAGUAAGAAGGCAAAUAAAUUAGAAGAUGAACAAGAUUCUGUUUAUAAGCACAGUUCAAGAGGAACUGUAUGUAGUCAAGGAAAUUUUGAUGAAAUUGAAUCUUUGUUGCAAGAAAGUGAUUCUAUCACUGCACAGCCCUGUAGUAAUACUAAUAAUGCACUAUUUAUUGAAAUGGAAGAGCAGCAAGAAUUGUUGGAUAAGAUUAAAACCCUUGAGGAUAAAGUUGAUUAUUUAACAAAACAGAAUAAUGAUCUUUUAAUUAAAAGUCCUCCAAAGAUAGAUGUGAAAAAAAACAAUUUAGAUAAAGGGGAACAAAUGUGCAAUCUUCAAAGUGAUUUAAGAAUAGAUGAUAUGUCAGAUAUCUCUAGUUCGGACAAGUCUAAUAAGGAAGUUGAAAUUCUAAAAGGGAAAGUGAAAAAAUUAGCAGAAGAGAAAAAUAGACUAGAGUUUAAGCUUAAUGAUGAAAUCACCUCAAGGGACAUGGAGUGUUCAAGACUUGAAGCUCGAAUCCGCAUUCUUUCCGGACAGAAUCAGUCUCUAACAAGCAAAUUCCUGAAAAAUGAAACAGAUUUUCAGAUGUUUAAGGCAAAGGAAAAGUUUUCCUUGAAUUCUGGUAGUUUUGUUGAAAAUGUUCCAGUAGAGAGAGACACUGACAAUGAUUCUGCCAUCGGUGAAGUGGUUAUUGCACCAGAUUAUACUAACAGUAUCCUUAUCAAGUCAACCCGUGUUGAGGAUAAACCAAAAGUGGUGGUGGUAGAAGGUGAAAUGGAGGAUACCAGAAUGCCACAUGAAAUCAAAAUUGAGGAGCUGACCCAAAUAGUUAAUCAUGUAGAGAAGGUUAAGAGUAAAGCAGAAUUUGAUGUUUUACCGACACAUGGAACCGAGACCAUCGCUAAUAAAUUUUCAGAUAGAAUUAAUACUCUUGGUACUGCCAUUGAUAACCAUGGUGGUGGUUCCAGUGACCAUACUCUUGUAGAAGAAACAAAUGGUGUUAUGUUGAAUCCUGACAAGAAUGAAGCAAGUAAUGAGAAUGUCCAAACCCUGGGUAUUGCAGACCCUGGGAAAAGUAUAACACCAGAGUUUGAGUUUAGCAAAAACACUGCUGUUCAUGGUGGAGAAGGGAGACAUGUUACAUACAGUUCUCAACAAAGCAUUAAAUCAAUUGAUCAUCCAAAGUCAUUAGAAGUGUCAGAGAGUGAUGUUAAUAUGAAUGUAUCUGGGAAUGGCAUUGGUUUUAGGAAUGAAGACAGUAAACUAACUGAGCAGCUGUCUUUACUGAUGCAGCAGAGUGGGAUACUAAUGGAAGGUUUGAAUGAAAUAAGAAAUUCCACAAAAAUAUCUGAAAUGUCUUUUGAAACAACUUUGACUCACAUGUUUUCAGAACACAGACAGAUUAUAGAAGAAAUCAAACAAAAAUUGGAGAAUGCAAGAUCCUCAGAGAGAAAAGAGUUUGAAGAGGAAAUAGAUAAAUUAUCAAAGGAGAAACAAGAGCUGGUGUCAGAUUUAGAAAAUAAACAAAAUCAAAUUGAAUCUCUGAACAUUAAAAAUUGCUUACUUGAAAAGAAACUUCAUUUUACUAGGAAAAGUACAGGGAAUAAGGUUGAGGCAGAAGAAAAAACAAAUGAUUUAUCUUUAACUGGUGAGGACAAAGAUAAUGAAUCUGCAAAAGUCAGAGGUUUUCAGCAGUCUUCUAGAGUCAAUGGUGACAGACAGGCAACAGACUCUUCAUCAGGAAAUGGUUCCCACUCCUUUGAUGGGGCUCAGUCAUUGGAAGAGGUGCCAUUAAGGAGGCAUACUUCAAGUGUUGACAUUUGUUCUAAUAAAGGUGCUGAUUCAAGUGGGAAUGGAGGAAGUACUCCCAGGAGACAGGACUUGUUGCUAUAUAAAAAGGAAAAACAAAACUGGGCCAGGCUUCUUGAACAGUCAGAGGCUGAAAAGCAAGUUUUACGAGAACGAAUAUCAACACUAGUAAAUGAGAAUGACUGCCUAGCAGCAAGACUUGAAGAAGUAAUGGGUGUAUCUAGAAACCUAAGUGACCAGGUUCAUAGUACCAAGGAACAGCUCUUGAAAGUGUCAUCUGAAAAGGAAGACCUACAAAAGAAAUUCAAGUUAUUAGAAGAAGGGAAGGAAGACAGUUCUUUGAGUUUAUCAGACUCAGGAGCCAGCACUAGACUUACACAGAGAUUGAGGGAAAGAAUACGAACUUUGCAGGGAGAAGUUUGAAGAGCUUGGCAGGAGGUCCAUGUACGUACCAUGGAGAAGGAUAAGAUUCAGGCUGAAAAAGAGAGUCUUGAGUACACAUCAGGCAUUGCAGUUGCCACUGUUAAAAAAGAGAGUAUUGAGGCAAAACUUGAAGAAUCUUUACCAAAACCAGUAGCUUCAGCUCAUCAUAGUGCCCUCCAAAAAUCAAAUCAAGGUACUCCAAGAAGUGAACGACAUUGGACAGAUAUAGUCACAUAUUUGAAGAGCCAACUGCAUGAGGAACAGCUACGAUCUCGCCUACUAGAGGCAGCUGAACGUGAGAGUUCUGCUAGAAUAUUAGUUCUCCAACACAGUGUACGGGAUACAAUUGAAGCACAUGAAAAUCUCCAGGCAAAAUACAAGCAGCUUCGUGCAGCCUAUCGUGCCAAAAAGAAGGAUAAGACUGCACAAAAGGAGUUCACCCAGCAAUAUUCAUCACAAAUCAAGGAACUCUAUAAUACCUCCAAUGCUCUAGAAGAAAAUUAUAAGUUAAUGUUGUCAACCUUGGGAGAGAAUAUUGAGAUUGCUGUUGGAAUUUUAACAUCUCAUGUGUUUCUGUCUCCAUGCAUGGUUCAUCCAACUUCAGAUCUCCGCAAAAAUCCAGAGUCAUGGUUUGCAUCACAACUGGGAAAGCUAAGGUGGUUACAAACACAACUGAGAAAGCUUUGUCUGCAUACAUGGAAAACUGCUAAUCUCCCUAGAACCUCAAAUCUUGGUUUCACUACAUUAGAUGAUUCAAAUGAAAGUGAAAAUUCUCCCGAAGAUAAAUCAUCAAAAGUAACCAUGCAAGAAACAUCCAAAGAGGGUAUUAAGCUGUGUUCAAGUUCUUCAAACUCACCUAUCAAAUAUAUGAAAAAAUCUUGCCUCUCUGAGCUCUCUAUUUUGGAUGACAGUCAAUCUUACCCAAGUACGCCAGUGAAAAAGUUGAGCAUGUCUGGCAUGGUAGGUUGCAAUGGUGGAUCUUCAUUAAAUGCAUUUUCCUCACAAAAAGCAGGAAGUUCUGGUAUAAUUCACAUGUCUGAAGGAAACUUAAGGGAUCCAGGUACUUUCAGAGUAUCUGAUCAAAUAACACAGGGAAACCUUCAGAGUACCUCGAUGUUUAGUAAUAGUGCUAUGGCUGUAAGUGAAGCAAGAAAUAUCUUAUCCCUUCAACAGCAACAGCUAUCAGAAGCCAAGUAUCGCCAGUACAAAGCUCUUGUUUCUAGUCUUCAAAAGGAUUUGGAAUGUUCAGCAGUUUUUUCUCCAAGUGUUCCCUCCUCAGUUACAACUACACCUGAAGAUGCUGACUUGCCUUUGCAUGGCAGUGGCAAAGGCUUGUAUGUUGAAAGUUUUGAUAGUUCCUCUGAAAAUGGGGAAGUGGAAUCACACUCGUCAUCCAAGACUUUAGUGUCUGCCUCAUCUUCAGGACAAUCUUCUGAAACUAAUGGGCUUUCUCGGGAUCUCUCAGAAAGUCAGAAGUCUUGUCAAAGUGGUAAAUCAGUUUCAUCUAGCUCCCAUCAGCCCAUACUGCCAAGAGAACUUCUUAAAGAAGAUGAAGAAAGUUUAGCAGUAAUUCAGGCUAACAACAUGGAUAGUAAAGCCAAAGGUAAUAAAACUGAAUCAAAAAAUGGUGUUGAUAGUGACAAGGAUCAGGAUAGUUGGGAAGCAGGAAACGAAGACAUCAUUAAAACAUUUGUUGACAAAGAGGAGGAUGAAGGUCUUGAUUUUGAUUAAGUCUGCUCUUUUUGUAAAGGUCUCGAUCAUAAAACGCUCAUAAAUGUUCUCUCCUUCAAUGAAAUCCAGUUGAGGUAUGUUGAUGGUGAGUAAAAUGCUGUCGAGCGCUAAUUUUGCUUCACAUUUUAUAGAAAUAAUAAUAGGAAUUAAAAGUGUCAGAGUUAAAAAACGAGAUGAGGAAACUGAUUAUUAAUUUUAUGAAGUACAAUCAUUUAUUGUUCAUAUUUGAAUGUGUGUGAAUGCUGCGGUUGAUCCAAAGGAACAGAAAUCAUAAAAAUUGUGUUAAUCAUUGGUGGAGGUCAGUGCAACCACAUUAAACUUACACUAGUCAGAAUUUUCCUUUAUUAGGACUAGAGGACCUUUCAUAUUUUAUAUAAUAAUAUGCACUGUGGUACUUAACAUAAUUAUGUUGUUUUGGGAUGAAAAAUCUUCCAGCUGGGAAGGUUCCUUUUUGUUGUCUUUGGAAAAAGAGGAAUUCAUAUCCCUGAUAGGUAAUAUCACAACAAAACAUUUUGUGGAAAAGGGCUGUCUAAAUUGAAAAAUAAUGGGUUUAGGCAAAAUUUGGAAAGUUGGAAGUACAUUACUGUAUUUGUUAUAGAAAAAAAAUUCUGGUUCAUACAUUUGUCAUAAUAAACAAUAUUAUGUUAGCUUUUCAUUUUUGGGAUUAGAAGUCAGUGAGUUGUCUCACACAUGUUUCUUUCAUGUGUGCACACUUCCUGGAUUCCCUUCAGAUCUAGGUGUUCAUCUGUUUCCUUGAUCCAUGAUUUCCUGAGCCUUCCUACUAUACUCCGUCCACCUACUUCCCAUACCUACAGCUUUUCUGACUAGCCCUUUAUCCCCUCUCUCUUAUAUGCCCCAACCAGUUCAGAAUAUGAGAUCUCAAUUUGUUUUCUGUCAUCUUCAUUCAUAACACAAUCUUCCCACUGCAGUCUGGCUAUAAAUAUCAGUAUUAUGUAGCCACACCUUUUCAGAAUUCCCGGCUGUCUCUUAUAACUGGAUAUUUUCAUUUAUAUUCAGCCUAGCCCUCUCUUUCCAUUUCUUCUUAGUUGAAGUUAUAUAUUUUUCUUACUACCCUCUUUAUCUCUGCUUCACAGUCCAAUCUGUCCUAAAGAUAACAGAAAUAUGGUACCUCUUCUAAGAACUGUUCUUCUACCACACGGUUCUCCACUAUCUUUUCUUUUCCAUUCUUAUACUACUUAAUGGUCAUUGAUGAUCACAGGCACAGUGAUUGUUUUGCAAUCCUGAACAGUACUGAGUUCACCCUCACACCUGCCACACAGCAGCCACAUGACUACCUUAACAGCACGUUUUCCUUUCUUUCUCUGUGCUUACAUUGUCCUCACCCUUAUUUUGCUCUCCCACCUUUUAAAUGGGUCCACAACCUCAUACUUCAGUUUGACAUAAAAAAAAUCCUGGACAUUUAGAAGUUUCAGUGGGAUAUCUUAUAAGCAAAACACAAAAAUUUAAUUGUGUAUAUACUUCAUUGUAUAGGAAAACUAAUUUGUAGUAGUAUUCCAUGAAAAUGAGGUUAUACUUUUAUCUUGGCUAAAAAAAAAGAGAGUUUUUACAGUUAUGUCAGUAGCUCAAAUAGCAUCGUUCAAGUUAAUUCUAGAAGCAGCUCUAGAGUUCAGAAUUUGUUUUUGAGUAACUCAGAUACUACAUUCAGGUUAAUUCUUGAAGCAACUCACAGCACAGAAUUUGUUUUUGAGUUCAGUAGGUAUCAAGCAACCCAGUGACUGUACAAGUCUUGCAUAUAAGAAAACUGUGUGUGCUUAAUGUGUCAAAUUGUGCAUUGUUUUAGGCUACAUAGGAGAAGGAGCUAGCUUAUAUGUGCCUUUAAUCUUUGCUUAUCAUUACAUUUUUUUCCUCUGAAAAAAUGUGUAGUUUCUCAUAGUCUUGAAAGCGAAGUAGUUAUAGUCUUGUACCUAGUACUAAUUAGCAAAUUUGCACCAUCAUCAGUUUACUGUAAUAUGAACUAGUACAGUGAACCCCCUGUGUUCGUGGGGGAUACAUACCAGACUCCCCCCGUGUAGUAUAGCUAGAAUUCACAAAUACUUAGAACCCCUCCAAAAAUGCUUAUAACGCAUAUCUUGAAAGUUCAAAUACCAAAUGUAUACUUAAAGUAUCAUCCUACAUCAAAUAUACCUUAAAUUACUAUUCUAUGACUGUAUUAAUCUUUGACAUGAUAUAAUUAAUAUAAUUUCAAAAUUAUCUUAAACAUUUUACCAUUAGAAAUAUAUACAUGCACCCAGUAAUACAGAGAGAGAGAGAGAGAGAGAGAGAGAGAGAGAGAGAGAGAGAGAGAGAGAGAGAGAGAGAGAACAUAUAUUUGAUCAUCAAAAAUGAAAUCAUUUAUGAAUUAUUUCAGAGACAGAGAAUACAUAUGAGAGAGAGAGAGAGAGAGAGAGAGAGAGAGAGAGAGAGAGAGAGAGAGAGAGAGAGAACGAAGACAUAUUUGACCAUCAAGAAUGAAAUUAUAUAUGAAUUAUUUCAGAUAUAGAGAAUACAUAUGAAAGAGAGAGAGAGAGAGAGAGAGAGAAUGACUCCUUAUGAUAUCAAAAGAUUGAAAUGAACCUUAAUUGGCUACACUUUUUCCCCUCUGCCUUUAGUAAAUCUCUUCCAGAGAGAGAGAGAGAGAGAGAGAGAGAGAGAGAGAGAGAGAGAGAGAGGAAUGCCUUCCCCCUACCUCACAACUUAAAAGACAAAAGACUGGGAAAAUUCUGUUCUUUAAUUCUUUUUAAAUAACUUACAAUAGAAAUAUUGUAUUAUUAUUAUUAUUAUUAUUAUUAUUAUUAUUAUUAUUAUUAUUAUUAUUAUUAUUUAGUCUUAAUAAUAUUUGAAAAUUAGUAGUUAUUAUGUAUUAGGAAAUAAUUUAUUUAUCAUACAAAACAAAGAAAGAGAGAGAGAGAGAAUUAUUAUUAUUAUUUAAUAUAAUUUAAUCUUAUUAAAGUUAAUACAGUAUUAAUCAAUAUUAAUAUUUGAAAAUUAUUAAAUCUUUUUUUGUACCUUAAAAAUGUAUUUAGUCAUGAAAAUAACUUCAAAAUACACUAGUAAUUAGUGAAUAUUUAUCAACAGAUAAAUAUGUGUUAAUACCAUUGGUUAAAGAGAGAGUUUCCCUGAGAAAGAGAUUUUUCAGUACGUAUAACCUUUGACCUCAAGAUGGCAGCAAUUACUAAUAGACUCACUAAGAUCACAACACUUCCCUACCCUUGCUGUCAGGUUUCUUGACAUUUGUGACAGCUCCACCCUCAUCCCUCUCUCCAAGUCUUUAUGCUAAAAGACUUGUUUUUCCUUCAUUCUUACAUAAUUUUUUUAUUUAUAAACUAAAAUCUUACUAAUUCACUGUAGUAUUUUCUUUAAUGAAUUGAUAAUAUUGCUGUUUACAUUAAUAUUAUUUGAAAGUUAGUAAAUCAUUUAUUUAUCAUACACCAAAAACAUACACCUCAGUUAGAGAGAGACAGACAGAGAGAAUUAUUAUUUUUAUUUAAUAUCAUUUAAUCUUAUUAAACUUAACACAAUUAUUAAUCAAUAUUAAUAUUUGAAAAUUAGUAAAUGAUUUUUGUAUCAUUAAAAUGUACUUAGUCAUAAGAAUAUGUAAUGUCAAAAUACACUAAUUAGUGAAUAUUUAUGAAAAAUCGACAAAUAGUGAGUGUGCAAAUACGGGGGGUGACUGUAUGUCUUGCACACUUUGUCCAUGAUGGGUGGGGUUAUUUAGAAAUGUUAUGAGCACUUUUUAUUUUAUUUCUAUAAACUGACUGUGAGACAUAUAUUAAUUUUACUUUAUUGGUACAGACAAAUGAACAUUGCAUAGAAAGUGUAUAAAACAUGUUGCAUAUACAGUAUGUUUAUUUUUUUAUAAAUUUUAUCCAUUUAUUAGCCAAAGUCAUUAAACAUUAUUCCUUGUAGUGUACCUGAAGUAAGGAAGUGCUUUAUAUAUUUUCCGUCCAUGGCUUGCAUAUCUGAUGAUGAGUAGUGUCUAUGAUGUUUGAUAUGCAGUAUCAGAUGUGACUCAGUGAAUUAUUCAUGCAUUGUAAUAUUAUGUGAAGGCAUCACUAUAUUUUGUUGGUUUAGCUUACUUCAUUUCACACUGUUGUUCACACAUUCAUGUAGGUUUCUUGAAAUGUGGGAUCUUUGAAGCUAGAUUUUUAUACAUAGUUUUACACUUUUAUUUAAUAUUGAGUGUAUCUUAAUUGCUGAGAACAUCAUGUUUUGUUCUCUUUUCUCAGUUAAAAAUAAUUUUGUUUCAUUAUAAGUUGGUUUGACAUACAAAACAUCUUUCCAGUAGCUGUACUUUGUUCCAGUUGUCCUCUUGCCUUUAUGAAGAAGAUUAGUAGUACAGUAUUAAUCUUAAAACUCAAAAGAGAGCAACUGCUUUAUGAAAUCUAGUCCCAUCUAUGAAAUGAGUUUGUGGUGAAAGUGAUGAUCAUGGUGAGCACCAAUGUUCAUGUUUCAUCAAAUUUCAUCAUAACUUCCAAGUAUCAGAUACUACCUUUUUCCAGCAGUCUAAUAAUUUGACAAUUGUACCACCUUCAAAGAUAAACUAUUACUCUAUGCUUAUGCAAUAUUUCAUCUUUUUUCAAUUUAUAAUAAACACUUAUGUCAUUAAUUGUUUGUCUGGUAGGAUUAGAGCUCAAUGUUAACAUGCAAAAGGUAUCUUAAAAAUGCUUUUUUUUAUUUUCUUCAAAGUUAACAGCCAUUUUUAAUUUUUUAGAAUUGUCUUGCUCCUUUUCAUAUAAGAUGGCUUCACAUAUAGUAUGGAAUUUAAUUGGGUAUAAUGAAAACUAAGUGCUUUACCUUUUUAUAAAUAGUACUAUUACUUGGCAGGGAGUUUCUAUUUAGGAUGUGGCUUGUGUUGCACCGUAGGGAGUGCUAAGAUCCCUUGGCCCAAGCCGCAUUGCUGUCUGCCUUUACUUUCAUCAUGGAGAGAUUAGUAAUGUGACGGUGAUCUCAGUAAACUAAUUUUUAAUAAUAAGGCUCUAAGUUCUUUAUGUAAUGCUUUACAAAUUCCUCAUAAUGCUGGAAGGAAUUGCAAAUAAUCGCCAGGGUGAUUAAUACAGUCAAGCGUUGUUUCCAUGUAAAUGAAUGGCUCCAUUGAACAUUUAAUGUUCAUGGUAUACCUACAACUUAGUCACCACCAUAAGGACUGAAAUGGAAGUAGAGAAAUAAGUUAUCUUAUAAUGUUUCAAAUUACUUAUCUCAAGAUUAAAGCAAUAUAUAGAUGUUGUUGAGGACAAAAGAUUUCAUGCAGUUAGUAAUCAGUUCAUUGUUCUUAGGAAUGAAAGUAAGUUAUUAUUAUUAUGAUUAUUAUUUUUAUUGGGGAGGAGGCCUUCACUGAGGACAGUAGCAUUGAAUGUUAUAGCCGUUUCAAUAAAAUUCAAUUUAUAUAGAAUCUUCUCAAUUCUUCUCAUUAUUUUUUCUCAUCAGCAUGUAGCUAGUAUAUCAGGUUUCCUAAGGACAUAUAAAGAUUUCAGUUGUCUUAUGUUUAUUAUUAUUAUUAAACAGAAUGGCUGGAUAUAUGAGAAUCCUCAGUCUUGAAUGCUUACAAUCAUCAUGCCUUCUACCUGUUCUUUUUGGAAUACCACUUCUGACACAAACAUGUCACCCGAGGCCUGGUGGAUAACAAGUAUGUUCUCUUUCCCUGGGCUUCCAGGGGGGAGAAGAAAUGCCAUGGGCAGGUGGUGUCUUCAGGAGAACAGCACCCUCCCUACUGAGAAUGAGACGACCAUUAGACUGUUCUACAUGGGCUACAAGAAACUCAAUAUACAUAAGAAGACAAGGCAGCCAUGAAGAACAUCACUAGUGCCUGUGUAAAACCCACUGAUCGGAAGACUGCCCAGUACUUCACAAGGAACAGCCCCAUUAUUAGCAAUGAUCCUAUGAUGAGGAGAGGAAGGAUUUACCAAAUAUUUUGGCCUAACAAUGGAUGCUACUGUUAGUACAUUGGUAUGACUACAACUCACCUUUCCCAGAGGAUUGCUGUUCAUCCAUGAAGGGGUGGUAUAUCAGCACUACAUAGGGAUCACAGCAGUGACUCCCUUUGCCAGAAGAUUGUUAGGAGUACAAAAAUCUUGGACUGCAACGAUGUCCAUUGCCAUAUCUGAUAUUAGGAGGCCCUCACCAUAACCCGAUGGAAACCAUUGUUGAACGUGACCCAGGAAAUCCAUCUCCCUACCACCUUCGGGAGAACAGCAUAGUGCACCCCUGAGGUAACCCUUCUGUCACCCACAACUUCAGGAAACAUGCCCUAAGAUCAGAACUCCUGGGACCUAGUGUCAACCAAUCAGAGCCUUUGUCAGACUCUUCUGGAUGAAUCACUCCACUCCUAGCCAGUAGGAGGACCCCCUUGGUUUUUGUAGCCAAUUAAAAAUCAGCUAGAAUUUCUCUAAGCCUGCUCAUGGAUAGAAGUAUGCCAUAAUUGUAUCCCUGGUAAAUGGUAUAAAUUAAUACUGAAACAUCACAGAAUAUAUGAACUUUGGUCAGCUGUUUUAUAAUUUACAUGCUGCUACAGACAUUCAUUUAAGAGAUUCAGACACUGCUAUACAAGCUCAAUGGUAUUCAGAUAGUCAUUCUGUUUAAUGAAGUUUAGUCAAAAGAGGCUCUUCCGAGUUAUUAUCAUUGUCAUCAUCAUCAUCAUCAUCAUCAUCAUCAUCAUUGAAGACAAUUAAGAACAAUCACAUUCCUUAGAGAUGAAGAUGAAACAAAACCCUGUUCUUUAGUGUAAGUCUUGGUUCAUUGUGUAAAUUACUGUGCACACAAAGUUUGAAGAUUUUAAGUGUACAUUUUAACAAUUUACCAAGACUUACUCACAAGAAAAAGGUCAUAUUUUAUCAUUAUUAUUAUUAGUACAAGACCACUGAGUCACAUUUCUAGAUACUCUUUGGAGCAAGACAAAGCCAAAGUAAUUUGACAGCUUAUAGGGAGGAGAACCAAAGGGAACAGGUAAAGGUAUGAAAUGAUGCAAUUGUUGCCUAAAGAAUGCUGUAAAGAACCUUUUUUACCAUUUACAAUAUGCAACUCAAGGCUCCCUGUUGAUGGAAGGCUCCCUGUAGAUGGUACUUCUCUGCAAGGAUAAAAUCUGAAAAGAAAUCCUUUUAGAGAUUUCUAGUAACUUUCAUUGUAUUAGAUUGAAAAUGGAAAUCCUCCUCAGUUAUUGCUGUUUAGCACUUCUGUUGUGUACUGAAAUUGUAUGUUUAUUGCUUAAACAUAUUUGGGGUUAUUUGUUUACUGUAGUACAAUUUUAUAUUACCUAGUUUGAAACAUAGCCUAAUAUUGUUGAAAAGUCAUUUUUUAAAAGGUAUUUGACACAGGAUAUAGAUUUACAUAAUCUACUUUUUAAUUUUCCUGUCCACAUUUGGAUGUGUGCCAUAAAGGUUUACACACCAUUUAAUAGUGAUUUAAUAAAUCUUUCAUCCGUGUGGAUAAGCCAUAAUAGGUUUGGUUGAGCAGCUUAUGUUUUCAUUCUAAGGUGAAUGGUAGCAGUUGUGGUGCAAUUUUUAGAAAUCCCUUAAUACUGUACAAAGAAAGUGCACUAUCAUUUGAAAGAUAUUUAGCAGGAUUCUUUUCUCAUUACUUUAUGAGUAAUUGUUUCUUAAGGGAUAGUUCAUGUUUAGUUGUUGAUUAGAAACAAUUUUGUAAUAUUAUUAAUAUUCUCUUGUGAUUUUGACAAAUAAAUAUCAGAGAUAUGUUAAAUUUUGCUCUCUAGUACAGUAGUAUGUUAGUUAUUGGAUUUCUGCCUCCUGACUUAGUUUAUAUUAAAAGAAAAUGAAGAAAAUGCUGAAGAUGAUUUUCAUAAAAGAAAUAAAUGUGUUGGGCUAUAAAAUGACUUAAGAUGUUUCCCUUAAAGGAGGGCUUGAAGGCCAUUUACAGUACUUGGAGGGCACUGUUAUGUUAAAAAAAACUUUUUAUCACAAAAGAGUGACCUUAGUGUUGUAGCCUUCAAAACUUUAACUUGGUUAUCAUAAGUUCUUAUUGACUGCUGGAGAUUAUAUUUUAGUAACAAAGCUUCAAGUUGUCCAUAGAAUAUAGCUGGAUGUUUAUUCAUUUUAUAUUGAUUUUCUUCAUUAAAAUCAAAUAGUAAAUGUAUUUAUUGCAUUUCAUCAUUAUGCAAAAUGUCAUUAAAGCCUAAUUCUUUUGUAGCAUGAUAACUAUUAAUUUCUAAACUACAAACUACUUCCAUAUUUUUAGUGGUCUGAGUCAAUUAUCUAAUGAUAACAAAACAAUGACAGAUCAUACUUACACAAUGAACCAUGUAGUGAGGGAUUUAGUAAAUUCUGUUAUAUGUAUUUUUGUAGUGAUAUUGUGGUCCAUCCUGCAAAAAGAAUUGCUCCAGUACGAAAGCAUAUGCUUUUGUACAGAUUUUAAUUUAAUUUUAAUAUAUUCAGGCAUUUUAUUCUAAUUCUUCAGGCUAUCCCUGUUAAACGAAGUAAGUAUUGUUUUCUUAGAUGAAUCAGCAUACUGUAUGUAUUAUACAGAAAAAGUAAGUUAUUUUUAUAUUUUUUUUAUUUUCAGGAUGUUCACAUCACCUUUAAUAUUAAGAUGUAAAAGCGUAAUAGUCAACACUUUAGAUCCUAAGUCUAUACUAUUUGUAUUAGAUAAUUUCUUGUCAUUCUAGAGGUAAGUUUCAGGCCCACACUUUGCAUUCUCUUUUUAUUGUAAUGAAAACAUUUCCAUCUCAUUACUUAAAAAUAUAUACUAUAUGUACGUACUGUAAAUUGUAUUUUUUUAGUAUUGCACAUAUUCUUUGUAUUUAUUACCUUAGAUAUACACAAGCAAAGUUACUGGUAAUAUUCUAUGCAGCAUUGUAACAGUUGUUGUAGGCUUCCAGAAAUAUUUUGCAUUAUACUAAAAGGUAAAAUAGUAGUGUCAUAGGAAACUGUGAUAUUGAUUCAAAACAAAGCUUUUCUAAGUAUAGUCUAUCUUUUUUGUUAAAAAGUAAUAUAUUAAGCAUCACCUUAUUGUUGAAAGGUGGUGAUACAUGAUAUAUUACUCGUAACAAUAUCUUUUACUUUUUCUAAGUACUAAUUUCUUAGUUUAUUUGCCAAUAUUCAAAGUACAAUAUUUUGUUAUACUGAAUGGGUAUUAACAAUUGAAACAUAGAUACAGUAUGGGGGAUACUUAAUGCUAUGUAUAUUUAGUUAAAUAUAGUUUUUU
Molecule: messenger RNA, 15211 nt
Organism: Macrobrachium nipponense
Lineage: Eukaryota; Metazoa; Arthropoda; Malacostraca; Decapoda; Palaemonidae
Product: golgin subfamily B member 1-like
Source: RefSeq, a predicted model, not a curated record